UAAAAAAUAUUAGAAGUUAGAUAUGUGUUGUUUGAGAAUUUCAUAUUUCGAGAAAUACGCUAUUUGAGACGUUGGAGUAAACUAAAUAUUUUUCUACUUGGAUUUUCAAAUUAUAACAACAAGUGAUUUUUCACACUCUCUUUCAUGCAUUUUCAACUCCACUUGAGAGAGUUGUUUAUGGCGAGAGGGGGACAAAUGUGGUGAUGGAGGCGGCAGAUCUGCUCCCAUCUGGAAAACCCUAUCGUUGAAUCUAAGAGGAGAGAGGGAAUGGAGAUGACAACGCCAGAAUCAUGGGUGGGGGGUAGGGGUGUGCAGCGGAGCGGUCCUACCCGACACAACCCGGACCGAACCGGCUCCAAGACCCACACAACACCGGAUCGUUAGUCUUUUGGUCUGGGGAUUGGUCCCAACUUGAGACAUUUCUCGGUGCGUGGUCUGGAUCCGCCCGAAACCGACAAAAUACCACCAAAACCGACCCGAACCGUAAAAACUAGGUUUAUUCAUAUUACGUUUCGUUCAGGCCUUCCCUACCCUACAUAAUAUAUAUAUACUUAGACUCUUUAUCUUCUACAAUACUUAGAGUUAGCCAUCAGUCAAUAACAAACAGCCAAAAACAUAUCCUCGUGUGGAGCCCGCCGUCGCCAACCAUUGUCGUUCGUCUUCACUCUACCUUUGAAGGACAAGGUAACAUAUGAAAUAAAGGCUGCCAGUUGGCUCAAGUUUUGUAGUUGCUCGUGACUGUUGAAAGCUUCGCCUUCUUUGUACACGUUUAAUUAGUAGUUUACUCGAUAGAUUGAAUUAAAAUAAACAUCACAGAAACACAGAAGCAAUAGCUCUCUACAGUAUGUGAGGAAAAUGUAAACAUAUAAUAGUUGAAUAGUUUAUUUGCUCCUUUGCCUUUUGCCUUUCAGGGAGCUUAUACAUUUGUAAUAUGUUUAUUAUUCUCGUUUUAGUAGCAUGCCAUUUUCAAGAAUGAACAAAAUUAUGAAUGGGUUAUGGGAUUUGAAUAUGCAGAUGUCAGACCAUUUGCAACAUAUUGAUCAAGGUCAGAAUGUUCCACAAACAAGUCAGCCUACUAAAAUAACGAGAAAAAGAGUUGUACCCUGGAAGGAACUCAACCUCCACCUCAAGGGCAAGAGGAGCCUAUUACUAGAAAGGUUGGGAAAAAAGGGAAAAGGCAAAGCACCAGUUCAGAAAUAUGAUGUUUGGACCCAGUUUAAGAAGUACAAAAAUGAAAAAGGAGAAAUGAGAGCUACCUGCAAAUAUUGCGGUAAAGAUUAUGCAGGAGAUACCGUUAAGAAUGGAACUUCAGCCAUGAAGAAGCAUGUGAUACCGCCAAAUGCUUGAAAUGCUCAAACUAAUGGUGAAGGUAACACCCAAAAACUUUUAAGUUUGAAACCAAUUGGAGAUGGUGAUGAUAGUAUAACUGGUUGGAAGUUUGAUCCUUAUAAAAUAAGGAGGUUUCUCGCUCGCAUCAUUAUCAUGGAUGAAUUGCCAUUUAAGGAGGUCUCUCGCUCGCAUCAUUAUCAGAUGCAUGCCCUAGGUUUAAUAUACCUUCUAGAUGGACUGUCUUUAGAGAUUGCUUUGCUUGGUAUGUUGAGGAGAAGAACAAACUGAAGAUGUUGUUAAAGAGCUCUAUGGGAAGUAGGAGUGUUGGUUUAACUACAGACACUUGGAGUUCACUACAGAGAACUAAUUAUAUGUGUCUUACUGCUCAUUUUAUUGAUGAUGAUUGGAAGAUAUCGAAUAGUAUCAUUAACUUUUGUUCAAUCUUCAGUCAUAAGGGGAAAGACAUCGCAGAAGCCAUUGAUACAUGUUUGGUUGAAUGAGGGAUAUACAAUGUUUUUACCAAUGACACUGGCGUUGGACAUUUGAAAGCUAUGUUAGCUAGACGAGGAUCAUGUGUUCUGAAUUGGAAAUACUUGCACAUGGCGUCGCCCAUAUCAUCAAUUUGGUUGUACAAGAGGCCAGGGAUUGAAAGAUGUAUACAUUUCAAUCAAAAGAGUAAGAGAAGCAGCUAGAUAUGCGAAACAAUCUCCUUCUCGUUUGUACUAGUUUCGUGAGUUUGCUUCACUUCAGAGUCCAAAGAGAAAAAGGGGGAAAAUCCAAAACUACCACUGUUUAAAAAAAAUUACAAAAAUACCACCAUUUCCCAACAAUUUCCAAAAAUACCACCGUUUAUUAAAAACCGCGCCUCUUUGAUAGGCGGUUAAUAUAUUAACUGUGCCACCAGGCAACGGUUUACAUUAUAACUGCCUUGCCACACAAGCGGUUUUUAAUUUGAGGUAAAACCGCUCCUCGAAGGCGCGGUGUAUAUACUAACCCUACCACAAAACGCUUCAUGAGGAAGCGUUUAGAUGUCGGUUUGAUAAACCGCCCCUCCAGGCGGCGGUUUACCAUGUGCAGACAUAAACCGCUGCCCCAAGGCGCGGUUUGUGCCUGUUCACCCGACAUCAAACAUGUGGGCAUGCAGGGGGUGGGGCUGCAUGGCAUACCUAAAACCGCUCCCCCGACUUGCGGUUUGUAUUGCAAAAUUCGCCUAUAAAAGGCUGUUUCAGAGAAGUCAAAUUCUUCACACUCCUCCUCCUCCUUCAAAUUUCAGUUGUGCACCUUUAAAUUAUUUAGUUUUUGCGAUUAACGUUAAUUCGUAAGUUUAUUUUAUAUUAAUUUUCAUUUUCCUUUGUGAUUUUAUGUUAGUAACUUAAAUACAGUUUUAUUGCAGAUGGCAUUCCAAAGGUUCACGCUUGGGUUGCGGUGGAAUGGUUACACGGAAGAGACCGAAAAGGGUGUAAGUUACGUCGGUGGUAAUUUUUAUAAAAUGAAGGUCCGUACGAGACCGAUGCUUAAAGAGCUCCAUCAAAUGUGCACUCAGAUUACCUGCAUGGAUGACACUAGAAGAGUUGAUCAAAUGGUGUAUCAAUAUCCAAAUAGACAUGACGGGUCGCUGUGGAAUGAGGAAUUCCUCCUUACCACUCAGGAGGACGUUGAUGCCAUGGUCCAAUUUUUUACCACUAAUAAAAUUAAGCAAGCGGAGAUGUUCGUUUACACCGAGGCCGUCGAAGGCGGUGUAGGUCAUUUUGGAGAUGGCCAAACAUCUGGUAUCUACGGUGGGAGUGUAUUAUACGAAGAUCAUCCUCACCAGGAGUACCAAGACUCGAGCUGGAGGCAGGAGUAUCAUGAUGGAACUGGAGGUCAUCAUCAAUCAUUCCCUUCAUAUGAAGAAGAAGCUCAACAGGCGGAUCAUAACCAACAAGCAGGCUACCAGUACCCACCCGAGUACAACUUCUACCAAAGCGGUGUUAGUUACUACAGCUACCAUUAUGGAGCUGGUGAAGGUGAGGUGCCUUUCAUGAUGAUAAUCAGAUGGAAGAAGAGGUCAAUCCAAGUCCAAUUAGUGACCCUGAGGUUGAAGAAGAGGAAGGCGGUGUUAGUGCAGACAGCUUCGAUCCUCUGGAAGGUGCUGAUGAUUCCGGUCCUGAUUCAGACGCAGACGGUGAUGAGGUACCUCGCGACCGUGUACCUAUCCCGUACUACAAUCACAUUCAAAAUGAAGAUUGGUAUGUUGAUGCCGACAUGGACCCUCCAGAGGUGCCAGUAUGGGGUCCACUCACUGGCUUUACGAAGGGACAACAAUUUGCAACUAAGACUGAGGUCCGACAUGCUAUUGCCACUGAAGCAAUGACUCGGAGUUUUGAAUGGCAAAUAACCCAUUCGGACACAAAGAGGCUGAUGGUUCGAUGCAACAAUGAAAAUGAGGGAUGCAAAGCUAGGGUCCGGGCCAUCAAGAGCAAAAGAGUCGGCCAUUGGGUCAUAUCCCGUGCGGUGAACACACACACAUGUGUGUCAUCAAUAACAUCCCAAUGCCAUCGAUAAUUGAACUUGAACUUGCAGAUUUAUGAUCCAAGAAAGACAUUUUUCAUUUAAGCAACUUGAAUUUGACAAUUGAUUUGUUUAUUUCCUCUUUUGAUAAACACAAACGGUUGAUGGACGGUUCAUGGGUUGGUCCAGACCGUACCAGACCAGUUUCGGUCGGGCCCGUACCGGCCCAAUUAUAUUCCUGGUCCGGGCCUUGGUCCAUGCAUCAACCUUAUUCAUGGUCCGGUUCUUUUCGGGUUGCUCUGGUUUUGGAUCGACCCGAAUCGUUGCACACCCCUAGGGGGUGCAGAGAUGAGAGGACAGCAACAAAGGUCAAUUUGGUAUUUGAUUAUCAUCGUGAACUCGAAUGACAUAAGAAAAUGACAAAGGGAAGAAGAUGUACUCCUCAAUUGUUCGAAGAGAGAGAAGUUGCAUGGAUAAAAAAUGUAAAAUUAAAAAUGUAUCUCUUAACACCAAUUCUAACCUAUGUCCUUUUUAAUUGACUGUUAGAUUUGAGUACACUUAAAGAGCCGAUCUAAUUACUAGGAGAGAAUAGUCACUUGACAAAACGCCCCCUAGGGAUUGGCUUCUAUUGCCAUUCCCGAGAUAUGAUGGUAACCUUGUGAUUGAGAGCAGACAAUCGCCAAAAUCGACAACGUUAGGGUUCGGAAAAUAGACCAGACCAUUUGAAAAACCAUGGGCCAAACAGGACCGCACAGUUUGAUCCGCACCGUAGACCGUUAAGAAUGGUCUUGUCCAUGGUCUAUAUUAUAUGAUGUAUUGAUCUCUUGGUCUGGUCUGGUCUAGUCAGCGAUUUACCGGACCUAGCCACUCGACCACUCUCAUGAUUCCCCCAACAAGACUCAAGUGUCAACCCUAAUUUUGAGAAACUUUUCCCCUCUUUCAUUCACAACCACAUUUCACCAGAGAGUAGAGAGAAUAAAAACAAGAAUCAUAACCAAUCACACUAAGUACAUUUUUUGUAUCUUUUUAAAUUAAAAACAUAUAAUAGCAUGGAGGAAAAAACUCUUCCCCCAUUUCAAUAGGAAAGGUAGAAUAGGGAGUGUCAAUUUUUUUCUCUUUCCUCUGUGGAACGGGCCAACUUACCGUACACAUGCAGAUUUAAACGGGUCCAGGAGUGUCAAUUUUUUUCUUUAAGCUCUUUUAUUUCUCCGUGGUGAUAAAAUAUAUAUGAAAAGGCCAAAAUAAUACUCCUUUUUAUUGCUAAAAAUAAAAAAUUUAACAAUAAACUAAUGCAUGGUAUCUAAUGGGCUAACCGCUAACCAUAAAAUAAAAGAGUUUAAUGGGCCUGACCUCACGGGAUUUGGCCAUCAAGUAAAACAAUGAUCAUCAUUGGUUUGUCAUUCUAAAAGCGUUUGUAGGAAGGAUAGAAUAGGGAAUGUCAAUUUUUUUCUCUUUCCUCUGUGGAACGGGCCAACUUACCGUACACAUGCGAAUUUAAACGGGUCUAGGAGUGUCAAUUUUUUUCUUUAAGCUCUUUUAUUUCUUCGUGGUGAUAAAAUAUAUAUGAAAAGGCAAAAACAAUACUCCUUUUUAUUGCUAAAAAUAAAAAAAAAUUAAUAAUAAACUAAUGCAUGGUAUCUAAUGGGCUAACCGCUAACUAUAAAAUAAAAGAGUUGAAUGAGCCUGACCUACACGGGAUUUGGCCAUCAAGUAAAACAAAUGAACAUCAUUGGUUUGUCAUUCUAAAACAAGCUAUUUUCUCUGGCAUAAUAUAUAUUAUGCUAUUAU
This is a messenger RNA of Linum trigynum, 5607 nucleotides long. Lineage: Eukaryota; Viridiplantae; Streptophyta; Magnoliopsida; Malpighiales; Linaceae. The record is from the annotation of a GenBank genome assembly.